AUGAUAGUUUCAGGGUAUCACCGAUCCCACGCCGGGUAUUCAUCAUGUGAUGAAAAUCAUUUUGAAUGUAAACCUGGAGAAUGUAUAAAAAAAACAUGGGUCUGCGAUGGACAAAAAGAUUGUUCAAAUAAUUCAGAUGAAGAUAUGUGUAAAGCUUUUCUUAAAGAAUUUAAAAUUUAUAAAAAUAAAAAAAUGCAACGUAAUUCAAACGAAAUGUGGCCAAACAUAAAUGAAAACAUGUGCGCAAAAUUAUGUUUGAAAAAUAAAAAUUUCAAAUGUAAAUCCUUUAGCUUUGAUUUGAAAAAUAUGUCAUGUCUUCUAAGCGACAGUAAUAUCGGAUUGUCUGGACAAGUUAUUAACCAAAAAAAUUGGGCUUAUUACGAAGUUAUAAAAGAAUCCCUACAAUGUAAAUUAGAAGAUGGAUUUUAUGGUUGUCUUAAUGGAAAAUGUAUAAACAUAUCAAAUGUUUGCGAUGGUAAAAAUCAUUGCGGUGAUGGUUCAGAUGAAAAUAAUUGCGAAAAACUUGGCUAUGGAAUAAGAUUGGCCGGAAGUAAUGAAAAAUUUAAAGGGAGAGUAGAAAUAAGAAUUUUAGGAAAAUGGGGAGUUAUAUGUGACGACAUGUUUGAUUUAAGGGAUGCUGAUGUUGUAUGUAGAGAAUUAGGUUUUCGACUUGGAGCAGCCGAAGUGCUACAACAUUCACAUUUUCCCCUUAAAAAUCCAUUAUUUUUAGUUGAUGAUUUAGAUUGUUAUGGAAAUGAAACAUCCAUAAAGGAAUGCACGUUUCCGGGAUGGGGUAAACACAAUUGCGGAGCUCAAGAAACCGUUGGAGUGAUUUGUAAAGUUCCUGGAGUUGAGUGUGCCAAUGGUCAAUGGCAAUGUAAACGUAGUAAAGAAUGUAUAUCCAUUCCCUAUCUUUGCGAUGAUAUUCCAGAUUGCGAUGAUAAUUCGGACGAAGAUCGAGAAAUGUGUAAAGCAAGUUGUAACCUGUAA
Molecule: messenger RNA, 990 nt
Organism: Pediculus humanus corporis (human body louse)
Lineage: Eukaryota; Metazoa; Arthropoda; Insecta; Psocodea; Pediculidae
Exons: 5
Coding region: 1-990 (329 amino acids)
Cellular component (GO): plasma membrane
Molecular function (GO): protein binding
Source: RefSeq, a predicted model, not a curated record